Molecule: messenger RNA, 604 nt
Organism: Macrosteles quadrilineatus (aster leafhopper)
Lineage: Eukaryota; Metazoa; Arthropoda; Insecta; Hemiptera; Cicadellidae
Product: small nuclear ribonucleoprotein Sm D3-like
Exons: 2
Coding region: 8-604 (198 amino acids)
Biological process (GO): RNA processing; spliceosomal snRNP assembly
Cellular component (GO): commitment complex; U4 snRNP; U1 snRNP
Molecular function (GO): RNA binding
Source: RefSeq, a predicted model, not a curated record
ACGCAAAAUGUCUAUCGGGGUACCCAUCAAAGUAUUAUAUGAAGCAGAGGGACAUGUAAUUACAUGUGAAACGAUGACCGGCGACACCUACCGAGGCAAACUAGUUGAAGUAGAAGAUAGUAUGAACUGUCACUUGAGUGGCGUCAGUGUGACGUAUCGUGAUGGAAAGGAAGCCACUGUAUCGGAUGUGUACAUCCAAGGAUCCAAAAUCCGAUUUCUAAUACUUCCAGACAUGGUAAAAAACGCUCCAAUGUUCAUACCUAAGAAAAAAGAUGCAACCUCUGUACCGGUAGUUGGCAAGUCAGCUGUCCUGCGUGCUCAUGCAGCUCAAGCUCAAGCUCAAGGUCGAGGAAGGGGAGGGCCGUCCCAGGGAUGGCAGGGUCGACCCAACUGGCAAGGCGGCAGGGGUGACCAAGGCGGCAGGGGUGACCAAGGCGGCAGGGGUGACCAAGGCGGCAGGGGUGACCAAGGCGGCAGGGGUGACCAAGGCGGCAGGGGUGGGCAAGGCGGCAGGGGUGGGCGAGGUGGUAGGGGUGGGCGAGGUGGUAGGGGUGGGCGAGGUGGUAGUGGUGGGCCCAGUUGUAGUGGACGAGCACGCCGCUGA